Messenger RNA from Nicotiana tabacum (common tobacco), 873 nucleotides. RefSeq lists its product as uncharacterized. The record is from RefSeq and is a predicted model, not a curated record. Lineage: Eukaryota; Viridiplantae; Streptophyta; Magnoliopsida; Solanales; Solanaceae.
CUCCUCGUUUCUCUCUCUCUCUAUAUAAAUAAAGAUAUCUGUGCACACUGAAAAAUGUUUUCCAUUUAAGCUCACUCUUCUCUAGAACAGUCUAAGCUCUCUAUACCUAAUGGAAAAAGCUAACCGGAAAACACAUGGGAGUACUGAUCCCGGCGCCGAACACACUACCACCGGUAAACGAGCUAAAAUGCAAAAUGACGAUGAAGAAGAAGAAGAAGGCGAUAUGAUGGCUUGGUUAAGCUUGGACGACGAGAAAAUGACUGAGCUUUCCAAUGUACUGGACCCUGAUACUGCGUCGUUUCAGCAGUCGUUCAGAGUGAGGUUCAUUGAAAACCCGUACAUCCCGCCGGUGAUCGUACAGUCCUCGUCGGGUUAUAUUACUAUAAACGGCAACGAGGAGUCAUGUGGCUCGUCAUUUUCCGACUUGGACUCGUCGGCCAUGGCGAGUGUAGAUAGGGGGAGCUUGAAUGGGAUUUUAUUCGAGGCGAUUAAAGGAAAAGGUGUCGCGUGGGGUUCAGACGCCGAUGAGGCAGGUGGAUGGAUGGAAGAAAAUGGUGAUGACGUGGCGUCGUGGAGUUGGGGUAAACAAAUGGACGAUGAGGAUUUGUUUGGUUGUUAUGGCGGUGAAAAGAUGGACGAUGAUGAUGAUGAAGCUAGCUGCGGUAAGUUUCUGGGGGAAGACUUGUUUGGAAAUUGGGACACUGUAGAAAAUUGGUGAAAAUUAUUUUGGGGGGAUUUUGUAAUUACUUAAAACUUAUAGGACGAUGGUGAAAAAACCAGUUUUGGGGUUGGGGCUUUACAAAUGCUAAUAUUAGAUAUAUUUGUUAGUACUUCUUUUCUAAAUGAAUAUGGAAGAGUUGUGCUUUUCUGUUC